Molecule: messenger RNA, 1959 nt
Organism: Ceraceosorus bombacis
Lineage: Eukaryota; Fungi; Basidiomycota; Exobasidiomycetes; Ceraceosorales; Ceraceosoraceae
Source: the annotation of a GenBank genome assembly
AUGGCAAGCACCACCUUCUCCUGCAUCUCCCCUCCAGCAUCACCGCAAUUGCAACCACCACCAGCAAAUCAGCAUCGCAAGAAGGGUGCACGCUCCACAAGAGGGGUGCCACGCUCAAGUCUGGGGGCCCAUCAAGGCCAAGAUGCAUACCUUGCCAAGCAGAAGCAGCUCGAGGAAGCAUAUGGCAAGUCUGCAAAGAGUCUGGCUACCUAUCAACGGUACAUCAACCAAGUCCGUGGCUGGCUGGCAGAUGCAGAUCCACCUGUCUCUUACGCAGAUGGCCUGGACAUUUUGGGAGAGAAUAGUGAGAAGGUCUGCCUCUUCUUUCUCACCCACAGCUUUGAGCGACUAAGAGCAGCCACUCUGCGAGGCAUCUAUGCUGCUCUGCAAUGGCACUUCUGUGUCGAGCACAAGUGCUCUGCACAUGUUUUGUCUGGUUGGCAGAAGGUUGGGGGCACAUGGUCUGGCAACCCUGCGUUCAGCGAGAGCAUCCUCAAGCUUCUUAAGAACAAGAAGCGUGCUGAGAAUAGGGAGCGGCCGCUUGUGAAGCAGUCAAGGCCCAUGCUUUAUCCCAGUUUGGCAAUCAUUCUAGCAGGCAUUCAUAAGCGCCUCCAGCCUUUCAGCCAGCUGCCUGGCACCCUGACUGCUGAGCGAACAAAGCUGGAGUUCAUGCACUGUUACUGCAUUCUUGCCUAUAGGCUUUGGACAAGGUGCGAUGAGCUGUGCAAGCUCACAUGGGGUGAGAUUGAUCCUGUGACUCAUGUGUCGAAGGAAGGCCAGAAGUAUCUGUCCGUGACUCUCACAUUUCGCAAGACUAAUCAAAUAGACCCGCACAAGGGCAGGGAAUACCGGCUCUUCUUCUUGCCUGGGCGUCCAAUGGCCAAUGCUCUUGAGGCAGUGCCACGCUGGAAAGAGUACUGGAGCUGGAUUGCCGCACGCAAUCCCACCAGUCAAGAUCUUGUCUUUCCGGCCUUACACCUGAAGACUGGCGCCUUCCGCAUGAAGGAGACCAUGGGAUCAAAUGAGAUCAAUGCGCUGCUUGAUGAGCUUGCAGACAUUGAAGGUUUGGCCGACCUUCAUGCUGGACGGUUCACAUCCCACUGCUUCCGCAGAGGGGGUGCUCAAGAUGCUGUGAUUUAUGCCACUAACUAUGGGGAGCAGCGCAAGUCCUUGAAGGCUGCGCAAUGGUGGGGUGGCUGGUCACCCUCUGAGCACAACGAGACAAUCAUCAAGUAUUUGAUGGAUGAAGUCCGUCAGGGAGAGCACUACUGUGGUGAUAUGGAGGACACUGCAAACACCGACAACAGGGCACUGUACUUUGCUGGUGGCGCCACUACACAAUACUCGCAAGAUGUGCAAGCCAUACACCAGCAGAUUGCACAGUUAAACGAGACCCUGGCUCAGCAGACACAGGCUCUGCAACGCCUCGCAAGCACACCCCAACCUUUGCCAUACCCUUUGGAGCUUACACUUCAUCUCCCUGGUUCUGCAGCGCAGCCUGUGCACAUUGCAGUCCCACCCUUCCCAGUCUUGCCGCAGCCGCCAUUAGUCACCCAUGCAAGUGCUCCAGGCUCAGCAAUGCCAACAAGCUGGCCGCAACAGCCUACUGCAGCACCAGCGCUUGCCUGCAAUGGGGUGCCGCACCUUGCAAGUACAGGCAAGCCCUUACCCAUGCGCAUUCCUCAAGCUAAUUCAGUGGAGGACGUUGUGCAGCAGUGGGAGAUAGGUGACCCGAGCAUUGGCUUCUUGCCUUUGAGGUCUUGGACUUCAGCAAUGCGUUGCAAAGGCACUGGAGGCAAUGCGAUGGUGUUCUCUCUGCGCAAGAAGAUAUAUCAGGCAUACACAAAGCGAGGCAAGUCUCUGCGAGCUUUCUACCAAGCUUAUGGGGGCAGUAAAGGGAUGCUGAAGGAUUACAUUAGGGCCAUCCAGAAGGAGGCCCGGAGCACAGCUGACCACUGA